Rhodofomes roseus is the source of this 1530-nucleotide messenger RNA. RefSeq names its product ENTH-domain-containing protein. NCBI's taxonomy places the organism in Eukaryota, Fungi, Basidiomycota, Agaricomycetes, Polyporales, Fomitopsidaceae. The coding region runs from base 1 to 1530 and encodes 509 amino acids. The transcript is spliced from 6 exons. Gene Ontology annotation, cellular component: clathrin vesicle coat; endosome; plasma membrane. The record is from RefSeq and is a predicted model, not a curated record. Gene Ontology annotation, molecular function: clathrin binding; phospholipid binding. Gene Ontology annotation, biological process: endocytosis; actin filament organization.
AUGUCGAGCUUGUCGCAUGUGGGGAAGGGGGUGAUGCGGGUGGCGAAGAACUACACCAAGGGCUACUCGGACGUCCAGGCGAAGGUGCGGGACGCGACCUCGAACGACAAAUGGGGACCCUCGGGAACGCAGAUGAACGAGCUGGCGCAGUUGACAUACAACCAGAACGACUUCAUUGAGAUCAUGGAGAUGCUGGACAAGCGGCUCAAUGACAAGGGCAAGAACUGGAGACACGUAUUCAAGUCCCUGACGGUACUUGACUAUCUCCUGCACGCCGGGUCGGAGAACGUCGUGCUAUACUUCAGGGACAACAUCUAUAUCAUCAAAACCUUGAAGGAGUUCCAGUACAUCGAUGAGGAAGGCAAAGACCAGGGCGCAAACGUACGCCAGAAGGCGAAGGACAUCACCAACCUCUUGCAGGAUGCAUCACGUCUGCAGCAGGAGCGCCGCAAUCGUGCAACCAUGCGCGAUCGCAUGACGCGUGCAGGAGGCCCCGACGGCGAGAUCGAGGAUGAGAAUGUACGGCGGCGGUCACAAAGUCUGCCUCCGCGCCGUAAGACAGAAGGAGAAGGAGAAUUUCAGCGCGCGAUCGAGGAGAGCAAGAGGUCCCUGGCUCAGGAACAGGCGCGGGGGCAGGAGGAUCGCGACCUCCAGGAGGCGAUCCGGCUCAGUGAGGAGGAGGAAGCGAAGCGGAAGAAGGCGAUUGCAGACGCAAGCGGGUCCCUCUUCGACGAUCACAGCCAGAACGCGAAUGGGACCAACCCGUUCCCUCUCAUCGAUAUGUCCGCUCCUGUCCAGCCUCAAUUCACAGUGCAGCCUCAGUACACGUCGUUCAACCCGUAUCAACAGCAGAUGCAGCAGGAGGCGAUGCAGGCGGAGUAUCUCCGUCAGCAGGCAGAGUGGCAGCAACAACAAUUGCAACUCCAGGCACAACAGCAAGCGCAGUUGCAAGCUGCUCAACAGCAAGAGGAAUGGAUGCGGCAGCAGCAAAUGCUUGCACUCCAGCAACAGCAACAGCAACAGCAACAGCAGCAGCAGUUCCUGCUUGCGCAGCCUACUGGGUUCGGGUCGAACAACCCUUUCGCACCAUCGACCUCGCCCAACCUCUCUUUGUCGACGUCGAACAUGUCCUCGUUCUCGUCGAACAACUCAUUAACAGCAUCGCCAGCGCCACAGAGUGCCGGCCCUUCGUUCAACCUGCAGGGCACAUACGCAAACGGAGGGCCGAGCACAAAUCUCAGCGCCAGUCCAGCGCAGUCGCCACCUCCACCCUCUCAGUCUGCGCCGCCCAGGCAGGGUACAGUGAAUGUGAAGACGCGCAACGACGAGCAGCACGCGCAUCUCGCGAACCUGUUCGCGAACCGCGACGACGACGGUAUCGACACGUUCGGAAACUUCGGCCAACUGAGGUAUGGUCAGCAAGCAAACCGUUUCGUUGGCCAGCAGCAGACCGGCCAGCCAUCAGGUCACAAUCCGUUCCAGCAGCAACAGCAGCAGCAGCAGGGCGAUCAGCCUUUCUUCUCAGUAUGA